GGUCACGAACACUCUCGAGAUCUGAUGCUUCCGCCGAUCGACAUCGUUAAUGAUUUCCAAAGCUGCACCGAGGGAGGGUUACCCCGAGGUUUCUAUGGAUAAUGGCAUCGCGGAAUAUACCGCACUCGCUCAAAGAGCGGCAGGCCGCCGUCGUCCUGGUCGCCGGCGGCCACCCCCCUCCUGUCGAACACUCUACACCAUUCAUAGCCAAAAUGGGCAGAAACGACAACAGGAACAACCACCCAAUUGAUCAGUGCGUGGCUGUCAAGCAACCGAGGGUGAUUGAUGAUGAUGAGGACCGGCAGCGCGUCAAACGCGUGGUACAUUGCCAAGGAAUCGAAGCGUGCUAUUUAUAGCCGUGACCGCUCCCGAGUCACGACUUUUUCAUUUCGAAAUUCACUGGCCCCUGGCUCAGUUUUCUCCAAAAAAUCGACGGGUAAGAGGAGAGCCUAUGGAAAAUUGCCAUUUACGUAGAGCUGUUGGGAGAGAUAGACCGCUCGCAAGGACUCGGCAGGGCACGGAGACUGCGCGGACAUUCAGACCCGACGAAGUUUGAUUGGAUUUCACUUCGGAGAUGAUGUGGGCUUCGGAGGUUUUAUCUUCUUUUUUUGCUGCAUGGGAACAGCGUGGCGGUCCCCUGCGGCCCGGCUGCUGUCGAGACUCCCAAGACCCAAGCCUACCCCAGACCUGAUUCCUUGGCUUUGCUUGGACGCGCUCGGGAGGGAGUGCGUAUCAUCAACAUAAUCAAGUCGGUGUCCCUUCGGUGGGUCGCGCACGCUAGCAGGGGCAGCGUAAAUCCCCGGUGCAUCUUGCGUGACAGGAACAAUCGGUGUCGUCAAGGCCCCCCGGCAGACGGGGGAAUCCUGAUGCUUGCUUUUGUUGUGUUUCCGCGCACCGAUAUGAUAUAAAAGCGAACGGGGGACACCGUAGUUCCCCAGCUUGAUCCCUUUGGCCUACUCACCCAACACCUUCUUUUCUGUUUCCCCGUCUUGAAGGCGAAAACUUUCAUUCUUUCAUUCUUUCCUCGGCUUGCCGCAUUUCAGUCCAGCACUACCCUCGAUUGUCACGUACUUGUUGUCCUCAAUGGCUCGUUUCGCUCUCCUCGCUCUCCUUGUCCCCGCCCUUGUGAGCGCUGCGCCGCUCAAGAGCAAGCGUUUCUCGUUUGCUCUCCAGAGCUACGACAGCUUCCAGAUCUCUGAUGGCGUUGGCGGUAACGCCAAAGCCCAGGCUGACGCGAUCUUCGUCACGCCGUUCCCCGCCGAUCUGAGCACGGUCGACGCCACCUCCCUUGCGAACGUCGAGGCGAUGCACACCGCCGCGGAGAACGCGGAGACUCAGCAAUUCGACCCUGCCAUCUCGGCUGCUUCCGGUGCCACUGCCGCCGCUCUCCAAGUCGGCAAGAUCAAGAACAAGGUCUUGAAGCUCACCGCUGAGGUCCAAGGCAUCAAGAUCAAGAUGGCCCAGGCCCAGGCAGCCGGAAAGAGCACUGCCAGCCUGCAGUCCUCCCUCACCGCCGAGCAGACCAAGCUGACCCACAACAUUGCCCUCGACACCGCCGCCGCCGGCAAAGCCGCUCAGGGAGUCACCGGCGGAAGCGCUGCCGCCGCUGGAACUGCCGCCGCCGCUGCUGCCCCUGCCGCCACGACCAAGGCUGCUAAGGCCGCGAAGACCAAAGCUGCGAAGACCAAGGCCGCCAAGGCCACUGGCACCGCCGCCGCUGCCGCCCCCGCCGCCACUGGUGCCACCCUCGCUGCCACCGGUGGAAGCGCCGCCGGAACUUUCGACUUCGCUGUCCAGCAAUACUCGUCGUUCCAGAUCUCCGACGGCAAGGCCGGCACUGCCCAGGCCCAGGCUGACGCUAUCUUCGUCGCCCCCUUCCCCGCCGACCUCACCACCGUCAGCGCGUCGGCUCUCGCCAACCUGAACACCAUGCGUCUCGCUGCUGAGGCCGCGGAGACCGGCAAGUUCAACCCCCAGAUCGCUGCUGCCUCCGGCGCUGCUGCCACUGCCCUCCAGAACGGCAAGAUCAAGAACAAGGUCCUCAAGCUCACCGCUGAGGUCCAGGGUCUCAAGAUCAAGCUCGCCCAGGCCCAGGCCAAGGGCUCCAGCACCUCGUCCAUCCAGACCUCCCUCGCCACUGAGCAGAAGAAGCUGAGCAACAACAUCGCACUUGACACCAAGGCCGCUGGCCAAGCCUCCAAGGGUGUCGCAUAGAUAGACAGUCUCCCAUCUCGUUCUACUUGUGCUCGUCCCUUUUUUUCUCCGUACCACCCUGUAGCCAAAGCCGUUCAAUUCAAGCCAUUAAAUUCCUACCGUGGUUC
Molecule: messenger RNA, 2321 nt
Organism: Mycena citricolor
Lineage: Eukaryota; Fungi; Basidiomycota; Agaricomycetes; Agaricales; Mycenaceae
Source: the annotation of a GenBank genome assembly